Trypanosoma grayi is the source of this 888-nucleotide messenger RNA. Its product is annotated as putative leucine-rich repeat protein (LRRP). The coding region runs from base 1 to 888 and encodes 295 amino acids. The record is from RefSeq and is a predicted model, not a curated record. Gene Ontology annotation, biological process: activation of GTPase activity; nucleocytoplasmic transport. NCBI's taxonomy places the organism in Eukaryota, Euglenozoa, Kinetoplastea, Trypanosomatida, Trypanosomatidae. Gene Ontology annotation, molecular function: small GTPase binding; GTPase activator activity. The transcript has a single exon. Gene Ontology annotation, cellular component: perinuclear region of cytoplasm; nucleus; cytosol.
AUGUUACAGCAGGUGGUGGUGAAGCACGCGUCGCGGCUGAAGGAAUUGCAGCUGCAGCGCUGUCACAUGGACGACGUAGCGGCGCAGGCGGUGGCGGAGGGCAUCUCACGCGCCGGGUGCCUGCAGGAGUUGUGGAUUGCCGACAACGACGUGCUUCCCGCCUUUGCUGUGCAGCUUGGUGAGUCGCUGGCGUUCCCUGCGUCGCUUACGGUACUUGACCUCAGCGGGAACCGCAUCGACCCUGCGCAUCACCGUGGUCUUUUUCGCGCUUUCCGCCGCUGCGCCGCCACGCUGCAGGAGGUGUACCUCGCGAGGUGCUGCAUCGCCGAGGACGGCCUCAACGCCGUGCUGAACGCUGGCGUCUACGCCUCGCAUGCCCUUCGCGUGCUGAGUGUGUCGUCCGGCCGCCUGUUCCGCUCCGCCGGUAGGGUGCUCUGCGGCGUCCUCACCGAGUGCCCUAACCUCGAGCGGCUGUACGUGCAGGAGAACUUCAUCGAGGCGGACGGCGCCGUGCGUAUGUCCGUUGGCAUCCCGUACGCGAAGAAGCUAGCGGUACUGGGUAUGGGGCGGUGUCAUAUUGGGGGGCGUGGUGCGAGAGCCGUGGCCGAGGCGGUGAUGCAAAGCUCGUCGAUGUGCGAGCUUGACAUCUCUGGCAACAGCAUACAAGAUGCGGACGUGCAAGAUAUAUGUAGACACUCUAACGUCAGUAGCCUACGGCUAAAGUUUCUCGAUUUGUCCGAUAAUCCCCUGACGGAGCGGUGUUGGUUGGCGCUCAAGGCCUUGCUAGAGGCGCACAAGGAUAAUCCUUGCAUUGUGGUGGUCCGUGGCACUCAACUUGGGGCGAAGUCAUCCUAUUUGGAGUAUAACGAGCCUUCCCCUUCAUGUUGA